Molecule: messenger RNA, 5791 nt
Organism: Wyeomyia smithii (pitcher-plant mosquito)
Lineage: Eukaryota; Metazoa; Arthropoda; Insecta; Diptera; Culicidae
Gene: MESK2
Product: protein NDRG3
Exons: 9
Coding region: 1251-2492 (413 amino acids)
Biological process (GO): signal transduction
Cellular component (GO): cytoplasm
Source: RefSeq, a predicted model, not a curated record
AGAAAAAUAUCAUGUUAUGACAAUGCCAUCGAAAAUAUAAUUUGAAAAAAAAAAUGAUCAAAAUGAUAUGAAACACAAACUCUGAGUAAUUCAGAUAACAUCAUGCUUUUUAUUCAUUGGUGUUAACCGGCUGGUUGCGUGUGUUUGCAGUUGCCAUCGAAGUAUAGUAAUAUCCGAUGAUAUGAAAAUAAGUCUCUCUUAUAAUAAAACUGGUCAAAGGGACACACAGUUGUAGCCUUUCAACGGAAUUAUAAUUGAUGAUACUUAGAAGUAACGAGGUUUAGUAUAGUAAAGCAGUAAGCGUAAAAGAAAAUUCCAGAAGCCAUAUUCACACACAAACACGGAUAAAAAUAAUCAUGUCACUUGCUCUCAAUAGUGAUGUUUGUUAAAAGAAAAGUGUGGAAUACAACAAACAUCUGGACAAUAUCACAAUAGAUUAAAGUUUAUAUAAGAGAAUUAAGUAUAUGAUAAGUCAUUGGAUUUUUUUUUUCACAUAUGACAGUCAUGGGAAUGUUGAGAAUGAAUUAUCAAUACAUAACAUGGUCGUAAAAGGACACGACUAUUAGUGGUUUUGAAAAGCAGGCGAAAAUCAAUUUAUAUCACACUUACACAAUAUCGUCAAAAUAAUAUUAGACUGAUAUCCAAAAUUUUAUACCAAAAAAAAACUUCCAAUAAAAAAAAAAGAAAAUAUCUGAAGGGAUGCCUUGGUAUUUGAUAUAGAAAUAGCCUCGCGUUCUUAUCUAUGUUUAAAAAAUGUUGUCAAUUGAACCUUCUGCUAAGCACCACACAUAUUUUCAAAUUUAUAAAGUUUCAUUUAUUGCCAAUUUGGUUCAAAUCGUUAAUCUCGUACAGAGUAGUGUUAUAUUUCUUUCGACAGCGCUGGUUUUUUUACAUGACAGUAAUCGCACCUCUUAAAGUAUCCACCUCUAUUAUUACUGAACUAAUCGAUAUAACUCCAAGAAGAUACAGCUCAGUGACAAUCACACUAAGUCGUCGUAUAACUUUAUUCUCGAAAUAAAUCAAUUCCCCGUUUUCAUUUAACAAUCUGAAUUUUGAAGAGAUAUAAUUUCCUCACAAAGAGUUGCGGUAUUUCAAAGUGAAUUCUUAAGUAAUCUCACACCACCACCACAUUUUACAAUACCGUACCUUCGCAGCAAAGGUGUAAAGAUUUCAUAAAACUUCAAAAGUCGUAAUGUAGCCUUAACGACACAGCAGACACGCCAGCCGGCGAGGCGUAUUAUCAAACAGCCAUGCCCGUGGAUCCCAUGGACGAUAUCGAGCUUCGCUCCGUUCAAUUGCAGUACCCGAAUCAGCGCGGCUCCAUCGUGGGUCAAUGUGACCUGGGAAGGGUUCCGACCGAUAAAGGUGACAUUCUGGUCGCAGUGCAGGGCGAUACAACAAAACCGGCAAUCCUAACGUACCACGACCUGGGAUUGAACUAUGCAUCAAGCUUUGCUGGAUUCUUUAACUUCCCCACGAUGCGAGCCCUGUUGGACAACUUUUGCGUGUAUCACGUAAACGCUCCAGGCCAGGAGGAAGGUGCACCCACCUUUCCGGAAGACUAUGUUUACCCGACGUUUGAUGAACUUGCAGCGCAGCUGCUAUUUGUUAUGUCACAUUUCAACCUGAAAUCCAUCAUCGGUUUUGGGGUCGGCGCUGGAGCCAACAUUCUGGCCCGGUUCGCGCUGUCGAACCCCGAUAAGGUCGGUGCACUCUGCCUCAUCAACUGUAGCUCCACAGCGGCCGGAUGGAUCGAAUGGGGCUACCAGCUGCUGAAUUCGCGUAAUCUUCGCACCAAAGGCAUGACUCAGGGCGUACUGGACUAUCUGAUGUGGCACCACUUCGGGCGGAAUCCGGAGGAGCGAAAUCUGGAUCUUGUUCAGCUGUACAAAUCCAACUUCGAGCGGUCGAUAAAUCCCGUCAAUCUAGCCAUGCUCAUCGAUUCAUACAUCAAGCGAACCGAUCUGAACAUCGCCCGGACACCGUCGGGCUCACCUCAAACAGCUGCAUCGCUGAAAAUGCCAGUCCUUAACAUUACUGGCGCAUUAUCGCCUCAUAUUGACGAUACCGUGACAUUUAAUGGCAGACUGGUGCCGGAGAAGACUAAUUGGAUGAAGAUUUCCGACUGCGGUCUGGUUCUGGAAGAGCAACCUGGCAAACUGGCUGAAGCAUUCCGAUUGUUCCUGCAGGGUGAAGGCUACGCACCAACAUUUUCACCGCAUGCUAAAAACCAUUCUACAACAACAACAACAACAACUUCAACUAACUGCAACAACAACAACAACAACGUAAAACCUGUUCCGAACCCGUUCAACAUCCAAGAGUUCGACAAGCUGAACGGAAAUGCCGGUGCUAGUGGAGGAGGUGGUGCCAGCGGUGGAACGACGGGAACAACAGCCAUCGGUGAUAACAACAAUCUGCCGGUCAGUGCGACGACGGGUGCCGCGAUUCGGAUAACCGAGAAUCCACUGCCGGAGAAUGUGACAUGCUAGAAAAGACACAUAUCGAGACCGACGGGGGAGGCCGGCGAAACCGGAAUCAGUGCCGGAUCCGGUCGGUCGUCGCCACUGCCGGCGGGUAAGUACGGAGACGAAGUGUGGACAAACCGUCGCUAUAGGGUAGAGAAGGUGCUGUUGAAUGCUAUAUUUUCUAUACAGUUCUGAGGGGAUGGGGGGAAGAGGGGACAGACUAAAUAAGUAGAAGGUCCAGCGGUUGAUAAGAAAAUGGAAAGAUAGAGAGAGAAUGUGAGUGCAUGCAACGCUUCAUGAAGAUCGGGAAAUAGUUUUAGAAAAAUAUUCUUUGAGAAAAAGCUUACUGACACAAUGCUAUGUAACGUUUCAUAAGAUGACCACGCAUUUUUGGGUAGUCAAGCGAACAAUAAGUCCUUGAUUGGGUCCUAAAUGUCCAAUGACUGAACCAACUUUCUUCUAUGGCGAAGUAAACUGUUAUAAUAUUGAGGUUUGAGCUAACCAACACCAGAGUGCGCACUGUUUGAGUUUUUCUGGCAGUAACUUUUUUGCUCUACGCCAUUCCCGUUUCUCUUUCAUCGACCCCUCAAACAUUCUAUUUCGAAAAUUCAGUAUCAAAUCGGAUGAACGUUUCUAUUUAAAAAAUAUUUUAAAAAAGGCGAAGGUUCGCUUAGAUGCCAAAAUCGCUGUGGUCAUUGUCGUUGAAGUUGCUAGUUUUUCCCAAUAGACACAGAGUAAAAGCAAUGCGUUCCUAAGUGAAACGAUUACGCAAACGGCGAUCCAAAAGAUGUAAAUUACUGUAAAGUACAUAGUUGCGAAAUGGACCUAAACUUAGAAGAGAAUUUUAUGAUAAUGUAAAGCCUAACUGUACUAAACGGAACCCCCUUUAAGGACAGCACAUCACGGAUUGGCUAAACUGUUAAGCAAGAUGCAUAUCUUUAAAAUUAAACAAAACAAGAACAAAAAACAUCAAAAUUUGUUGAGAAAACGAGAUGCAAAACUCAAAAUCGACUACCAGUGUAAGGACGCUUCAAAUCAAUUUAAUGCAAAUUGCUUAAACGAAAACGGCACACAGAAAAGAAAUGGCACCUCCUCUCAAACUAAACAGGUACCGUUGCACUAGUGAACAGGUUCAGCUAAAAUAAUCAAUAGGAAAGGUAAAAAUAAGAAUAUUAGGAUUUCGUUCCAUAGCUGACGAAAGCACCAGUUUAUUUCGAACGCUACGCUAGAUCAAAAGCAAAUAACCAAAUAAAACACGAAGUUAGUGAAGCAAUUCCCGUUCAAUUAUUAUACCUAAACCCAAGUGUGUUUCAUGAUUUGCAAUAGGCCAUAAUCUGCGUACUUUUUUAUUGUGUCUGACUAAACUGCCAUUCUCGAGUAAAAAACCUAACUGACAAAAAUAAGUAUCACACCGUAUGAAACCGUUAUACACUCACAGAAAAAUUCUCAUUUGAUAGAGUUUCAGAGUAGAUUUUUUUGAUGCCAGUUAUAGAUUUUGAGUGCAACCUAAUUUAAGUGUGUUCGUUAAAAUGGCUUGGUAAAUGUAGGUUUCGCAAAAGAAAAAUAUGAAGCAACAAGUAAUUUGCAUUAAAAUCCACGAACUGACAUCUAUCGGACCAGAGCGAUGUCCGGUUAUAGAUAAUCCUUAUGUCGGGCUGGACUGAUAUCUGGAUGAUUGCAAUAACUGAUAAGAUUGUUGAUUAGUUAGUACUGAGUAAGUACAUUAAAUAGCAUAUGAGCAGUGAAGCCAUCGGCACUAGCGUAUAUCUUUACACUAACCGUUUUCAUGAAGGAUUACGUGAAUAAAAUGUUGACUAGGUCAAUAUGCUGCUGAUUUGUUUUUAGUUAGAAAUAUCAGAAAUUUAGCAUAUGCCUAAUUAAAUAGUAUUUUACAUGUAAUUUUCCCUUUUAAUCUAUGAAUAAUGGGUUUUAGUGUAUUUUGAUCGAUUCCUCUUUAAAUAAGUGCAGUUUCUCUAUACUUUCUUGAUGCAUAACACAAAAAUAACCGGAUAGCGAUCAUCGUACAUAUAACAAAACCAGCAAAAAUCAUUGUAGUGUUCAGAAUUUAUAUAACCCAUAUGAAGCUGAUGCGAGAAAACUACUAAUUGGACAGAUAUAAAUCAUACCAAGAAAAAAAACGCUACAUCGCUUAUUAAUCUUAAAUAACAUGUAGAAUUUGCAUGUUUAUAUAGAGAAAAACCAUAUUUAUAUGACGACAAAUUAUUCCUGCAAAACAUACAAAACAAUGUUGCAACCAGAGCAGUCAAGGAAGCUUUAUUAAAAGAAAUAAGUUGUAAAGCCGAGUAGCGCUGGUUAGUUUCACAACUGUUGAAACUGACCGUAGAAAAUUAUUACGCUUCUGGUAGGCCCUUGAAGUACUUUAGAAGUUUCAUCAGCAAAAAGUAAUUAUCGUAAAUAGUCGCAGGUUACCGAAGCAGCUACUAGCUAAUAGACGAAUACAAAAAAAGAACAGUUUUAGAGCCUGCUGUAGACAAAAGAACAAUUUCCCGUGAAUGUAUCCUUUCUUUUUCAAACUCGCAAAAGCUGGAUAGAAUAGUUUGCAGAAAUUUGCGUCCAACCGUUACAAUAUCUGCCCCUUUUUUGGCCCCAGGCUCUAUAAUUGUUAUCCGAUUUUUUCUUUCUUUCGUCUGGGAUUGCAAUAGCUGAACCGACCCUACCCAAACCCAAAGCGAUACAACAAAGUUCGAUUUUCACUUGAGUGCCUGACCAUUUGAAACUAUAUAUUUGAAAACUUGCGAAAUAAAAAAAGUUUAAAACAAAACGGCAAAAUAAACAGAAGAAAAAAAGCAUCGAAUCCAGUUGUACCGUUGCGUUUCAGAACUUUACAGUCCCCGAUUAGCUAUUUUCUAACUACGUUAAGAAGUGUGCAGCAGCCAUGUUCUUGUUUUUUCGCCGAAAAGUACUGUGUUUAAACCGCGAAGAGACAAAACAUAAAACCAAACAAUGGCAUGCACCGAACAUUAUAUGUUCUUUCUACGAUUUUGCAACCAAAACACUAAUGCGCAAGUAUAAUUGUAAAGAACACUGCAGAGCAACUAUUGUGUACCACAGUAAAUCGAGAGAAAUAAAGAUGAAAAAAAAAAACAGGCGAAUUUGCAAGCCCAAGCUGUAAGCAAUAGGUACGCAGCAAACGCAAAAGCGACAGAAAAAUUAAACAGAAAUGAAAUCUGGGCGUAAGGAAUAAUAAACAGUUCACUGCUAAUGCUAGUACAGCAAACGAAUUGUUUGAUUUUUGUACUUUUAAUUCUGUUACCGAAAAAUCAAUACAAUGAACUAUGAAAAUAAUAAAAAGAAAACUCCUA